This is a messenger RNA of Dentiscutata heterogama, 338 nucleotides long. Lineage: Eukaryota; Fungi; Glomeromycota; Glomeromycetes; Diversisporales; Gigasporaceae. The record is from the annotation of a GenBank genome assembly.
CAAUUGUUUGGAAUUUUGGCACUGGUUUGAAAUUUUGGUACUGGUUUAGAAUUUUGGCACUGGUUUGGGAUUUUGGCACUGGCUUAGGAUUUCAGCAUUGUUUUGGGAUUUCAGCAUCAUUUUGGGAUAUUGGCAUCCAUCAUUUUAAGAUUUCGGCAUUGUUUUGGGAUUUUGGCAUCGUUUUGGGAUUUCGGCAUCGUUUUGGAAUUUUGGCAUCAUUUUGGGAUUUCGGCAUCAUUUUGGGAUUUUGGCAUCAUUUUGGAAUUUCGGCAUCGUUUUGGAAUUUCGGCAUUGUUUUGAGAUUUCGGCAUCAUUUUGAGAUUUCGGCAUCGUUUUGA